This is a messenger RNA of Gadus macrocephalus (Pacific cod), 2968 nucleotides long. Its product is annotated as TRPM8 channel-associated factor homolog. The transcript is spliced from 12 exons. The coding region runs from base 170 to 2902 and encodes 910 amino acids. NCBI's taxonomy places the organism in Eukaryota, Metazoa, Chordata, Actinopteri, Gadiformes, Gadidae. The record is from RefSeq and is a predicted model, not a curated record.
GUUUAGCUCCUCCCAGGACCCCCGCCCAACCUCUGUGUGCCUCUUCUACUACUCUUCUACUAUACACAGCUCGUUAGGCUGUGGGCUUUAACAAUCCACCGACAACUUUUUCGGAAGAUCCACCGACAGUUGCUAUUUGCCGGAUUCAGAGCCUCACUCAACCUAAACCAUGGCCAGCCCACAAAUUGGAUUUGACAACCAGCGGGCCUAUUCCUGUCUCAUGAGAGGACUGCAGGAGCUGGACUUGAGGGGCAAUGCCACCCCUGGCUCAUUGCACCUAAUAGGAGACCACGCCUUCCCUCUGGCCAUGAACGCCCAAGGCCAGGUGCUGAUGGCUGCCUCCCUCUUUGGACGUGGACGCAUGGUAGUCCUGGGUCACGAGAGCUACCUUACCGCCUUGCCCGCCCUGGUGGAUAACGCCCUCACCUGGCUCAGAGGGGAUGGAUCUGAAAACCCCCUGGUUGGUAUUCACCAGAGCUGCAAGCCAGUGGCGGAUAACCUUGGUGAAACCAUUUUCCACGGCCAGGUGGUGGAAGGCUUCCUCCAAGACCUGGGGGUGGGGGUGUAUGUGGUGGAUGCCUACAGCAUGGCUCCUGAUGUGAAGUCCCUGGUGGAGUUUCUGAAAGCUGGAGGGGGGCUGUUGAUCGCAGGGCAGGCCUGGUCCUGGGCUGGACAACACCCCAAGCAAGACGUUCUGAAGGCCUUCCCAGGUAACCAGGUGUCCAGCGUGGCGGGGAUCUACUUCUCUGAGCACCAUUCAGAGGGCGGCUGUCUUUCUAUUUUCCCACCAAUUCCUUGCGGUUGGAAUCCAGAUCCGAUUAACUUUGCGGACGACUUGGCAUUUCUCCUGGAGGGCGUGUCUGGGUUCAGGUUAAAGAAAGAGUGUUCAGAGAUUCAGGUCCAUGGCCAUCUUGCCUUUCCGAUAUUCCCCUUCUUAGCGGGGGCAUACUAUGGCAGGGGUCGAGUCCUAUGUGUCACUCACGAAGGAUUGUUUGAACAACAGGAGUUGGUUCCUUUAUGGCACAAUGCCCUCCGAUGGUUGGACCAGGGCAGGAGAGGCGUAGUUGGAGUCCACCCGUCAAUGACUGAUCUCCCCCCCCUGUACGGCCCGUCAGGGCUGAGCUGUCGGAAUACAGACUUCACUGAUGACCUGAGUGUGUUUGUGUCCACGGCAUACUGUGAUGAGAAGGCAGAGGAGAUGCAGGACUUUGUGAUGGAAGGGGGAGGUCUGCUCAUUGGAGGGCAUGCCUGGUACUGGUGCUAUUGUUACCCAGAGCUCAACCUGCCGACUGACUUCGCAGGGAACCGCAUACUGAGCAAGAUGGGCCUGAAUGUGUUGGGUUCCACCGUCCCAAAGGAAUUCUACGAGGCUCCCGACCCCGACAAGGCCUUCAUAGACCAGUACCACUUCCAGCACAUGGUGUCCCGCUUCAGCAGACACCUGCUCUCCGGAGAGACUCUCACUGCGAAGGAGGAGGGCUUCCUGGCGCGGCUGCGUCGGGACUGUGCUUCCUACCUGUUGAUGGAGGCCAACGAGUCGGCGUCGUACACACAAGUCGUGUCCGACCUCACUGCCAUUGUCAAAAAGGCAGGGAUCCCACAGGUGUCUCUGAACUGCCUGGUUAGCAGUGAGAAGGACCGUCUGCUGCUGACCAUCGGGACAGAGCUCUAUCGGUGUUUGGACCCCGACACGCUCCUGCCUUACCUGAUCAAGGACAUCCCUAGCAUGCCCAUUGUCCGACACCAUCAGCUGAACGUCAACGCAAACACAGCAGGUGAAGAGGAGUGGAUUAGUACUGGAGUGUACCUCACUCCAGGUAUGAAGACCUACAUAUCUCUACCAGCACAGAUUGUAAACAAAGGAUGGAAGGUGCAGAUUGGCUGUCAAACGGACGCUCUGGAUCACUUGAAGGAACUGAGGAGAGCCCCAUGUGUUCACAAGACCUUCAGAAUCACAACUCCCAUGAUGCAGGUGUGGAACCUGUGGGGGGGGCUCCUCUACCUUGUGGCCCCGCCCAACACUCAGGUGGAGGGGCUGAAGAUCACAGUGGAAAGGGCGGUUCUUGCACCUUACUUUAUGUCUGGCGUGACAACCAUUGCUGAGUGGGCGGUGCUUCGCACUAGCCCCGCCCCCUGGGCAGAGCUGGAGUUUGACAACGUCAUCUUCACCAUACCAUCCAGCGCCAUUCGAGACCUGGAGCGCCCCGAUAAGGUGGCGGCGCUCUGGGAUGACAUCAUGAAGAGUGUUGCUGACCUGGCAGUUGUUUCGCAUACAUUCCCACGCAAAGAACGCUUUGUCGCAGAUGUGCAGAUUUCCCACGGUUUUAUGCACGCAGGCUAUCCCAUCAUGAUGCUGUCCUCUGUGGUCCCUGAGCUGAUGGACUGGGAGGGAGCGAGAACCCGGGGCCUCUGGGGCUUCAUCCACGAGCUGGGCCACAACCAGCAGAGGGGCUGCUGGGAGUUCAGGCCGAACACCACAGAGUGCACGUGCAACCUGUGGUCGGUGUACGUGCACGAAGAGGUGCUGGGGAUUAACAGGGAACAGGCACAUCCUGCUUUGCAGUCCAAAUCUCGGGCAUCUCGUCCAGAGGACUACGUCAAGGGAGGCAAGGACCUUGACAACUGGAAUACAUGGACGGCUUUGGAAACAUACCUACAGCUCCAGGAGGCGUUCGGCUGGGCAGCCUUUAAGAAAGUUUUCGCCGCCUACCACGACAUGAGCGACGUGCCCGGGGACAACGAGGGAAAGAUGAACCUGUACACCAAGACCUUCUCCAUGGCCGUGGAGCACAACCUGUGUGCCUUCUUCAAGGCCUGGGGCUGGCCCAUAGAGGCCGCCACUGAGGAGGAGCUGUCCAAGCUACCUACGUGGACCAACCACCCCAUGGUCCUCUAUGGAUAAAAGGAAUAGAAGGUGGUGUCUUUUUUCUAAAGGGAUGGACCCUUUUCAUAGAGCUCUCAUUGUAGG